AUGAGAAAAAAAGGUGGAGCAUGGGAUACUUCCAUCGGGAUAGGCUGGUUGGUGGAGUUAUCACGUCGUGGUAUACUAAAAAGCGGUUUAAGUACUGUAUGGCUCGAUGAUCUUAUGGAAGAAUGGGAAAAAAUCCAAAGUUCCUCCGUCAGCGUUCCUUUUAUUCCUUCAUCUGAUCUUCCGAAGGUUGAGGAAGUGAGAGGAUUUAAUGCCGAAGAACUUAAUGACUUUUUGAAAAGGAGGUUAAACGACAUUGAUAAUCAAAUAAAUACGUUAACAGCUGAAGAAGUAGAUGGUUUAACCUUUUUUAAUUUAACACACGAAGGUCUUAAAGCUUAUGGAAUAUCUCUUAAAGCUUCUACAAAAAUCAUAAAAUUGAUUAAUGACAUUCAAGGAA
This is a messenger RNA of Acaulospora colombiana, 397 nucleotides long. Lineage: Eukaryota; Fungi; Glomeromycota; Glomeromycetes; Diversisporales; Acaulosporaceae. The record is from the annotation of a GenBank genome assembly.